UUGCCAUGAGCCCAUGUGACAGAAGAAAGGGGGGAGGCAGGGGGUUUCACACAGGGAGAAAAGGAGCAAGGCACAAGAGUGUGAAGAGAGAUGGAAACAAGAGCGUGGGUGAACACAGUGAAGUUAUAGUAGCUGGAAAAUAAGGUGAAAGACACAGCACUGUAAACACACAGUGUUUGGACGAGCGCGACAAUGAAUGUGACAGAAGUCUACAAGGGAAUAGCCAAUAUCUAUAAUGAGGGAAAUGUCUCUGGCAAUGGAAGCAUGGGGCUCUUCAACAUCCCCCCCUCCAUAAACAAAGCAACCAAUAUCUUCUCCAUUGUCGUCCUCUUCAUCACCAUGAUAUCCCUUGGCUGUACGAUGGAGAUUUCCAAAAUCAAGGUCCAUCUCUUAAAGCCAAAAGGAGUAGCCAUCGCACUGCUGGCCCAGUUCGGCCUCAUGCCCCUGACUGCUUUCUCUCUAGCCAAAAUGUUACAGAUGGAGCCCGUGAAGGCCGUGACUGUGCUGAUCUGUGGCUGCUGUCCAGGGGGAAACUUAUCAAACAUUUUCUCCCUGGCCUUAAAGGGGGAUAUGAACCUCAGCAUCGUGAUGACCACCUGCUCCAGUGUCGUAGCACUGGGUUUGAUGCCUUUGCUGCUCUAUAUCUUCAGCCAAGGCUUCCCCGGUCUGGAAAAUGCUGUACCAUACACUGGCAUCAUCUUUGCUCUCGCAUUCGCCCUGGUGCCUUGUGGCAUUGGCAUUGCCAUAAAUCACUACAAACCAAAGUAUUCAUCAAUCAUCAUAAAAGCUGGUCUCGGCAUCCUGAUGGUCUCCUGCCUUGUAGGGUUCACCCUGUUUGGUAUUGUUGUCAAAGACGUACUGUGGAUGGUUCUAACACCUGAUUUUCUGGUUGUGGCUGCACUGAUGCCACUGAUUGGCUUUACGCUGGGAUAUGUCAUGUCUGUCGUAUGCAGACUCAGUCCAAAAUGCAGCAGGACAGUCUCCAUGGAAACAGGGUGUCAAAACAUCCAGCUGUGCUUUACCAUCCUAAAAGUGGCCUUUCCCCCUGAGAUCAUUGGACCCAUGUUUUUUUUCCCAAUGUUAUACUACAUGUUCCAGUGUGGUGAGGCCCUUCUGCUGGCCCUGUGCUUCAGAUGUUACCAAGCAUUCAAGCCGCCAUCUGAGGACGGUGUUGACAUUAAAGGGGCAAUCGAGGAAAAACAGAAUCCUGUGAAAUGAGGAUGCAGCAAUUCAGCAUCCUCGCUGUCUCCAUAUCAUCUACACAUUCCCCACUCAGGCCUUAGAUACUGACAGAAAGACUGCUGAAACAUGUGCAACUAAUAUUACCUAGUUAUUGCUUACAUAAUCAGGUCUAUAUAAUGUUUACUACAGGUAGUGCCCGAAGUAGGAGGUCAAUGAUUGAAAAAUAAUGAAGUAUUUAUAUUUUUGUAUUCAAAAUAUCUGAUGUAAGAUUGAAAUUUGCAGUUUUUAUGAUCUGAGUAUGAAUGAAUGAGUUUAUGAAAUCUACUCAAGUGUCAAUUGUUAUUUUUUAAUUGGAGAGUUGAAAAGCAGUCUGAUGAAAAGGAAGGUUACAGACACCCCAAAUAGUAUUUAAUCACAAUGGUGGCAUGGUAUAUAUACGUACAUAUACAUUAUAUAUAUUUUUACAUAUCUUAAAAUACCAUCUUCAUGAUUAAAAUAAUGGCCUUGGGGUUGUAUGCCUUCGCUGACCAGUCAAAUUACAGUUAAAGUUUACAUCCAAGUCUGUUAGACUUACAUAUAGCCAUGACAGUUGGCAAUGCUUCAAAUAGGUUAUGGAUCUUGCGGCAAAGAAGCUAGCUGAAGUUAUGCGGUUCAAUAAUGGCCAGAGGAGUGUUUUUGCAUAACAUUAUGAUGCCACAGUGAAGUUAACCUUUGACCUUUUGGAUAUUUAAAAUGUCAUCACUUCCAUUAGACAUUUGUGUGAAGUUUUGUCAUAAGUACAUAUGAAUUUUCGAGUUAUGGCCAAAAACAUGUUUUGUGAAGUGAUACUGACCUUGACCUUUGACAAUCAAAAUGUAAUUAGUUCAUUCUUAAGUCCAAGUGGACAUUUGUGCUAAAUUUAAGGAAACUCUCUCAAGGCCUUACUGAGAUAUUGCGUUUAGGAGAAUGAGACAGAUGCAAGGUCACAGUGGCCUUGAUCUUUGACCACCAAAUUCUAAUUAGUUCAUUGCUGAGUGCCAAAUUUGAAGAAAUUUCCUUAAGGAGUUUUUAAGAUAACACAUUAGCGGGAAUGAGUCCAGUGCAAGGUCAGCAUAUGAAUUCUUGACUUAUGGCCAAAAACACCUUUUGCGAGGACACAGUGACCUUGACGUUUGACAACGAAAAUCUACUCAGUUCAUCACAGAGUCCAAGUGAACAUUUAUGGCAAAUAUGAAGACAUUCUCUCAAGGCCUUCUUGAGAUAUUGCAUUCACAAGACUGGUACGGACGUAUGUACAGAUGGACAGACAACCCGAAAACAUAAUGUCUGUGGCCACAGCUAUAGCCAACAUGGAGGCAUAUCAACAAAAACUCAGUUUGUCAGUCCAAAAAUAAAGUCAGUCAAACAAAGUUAACACUGACAUUACACUAAUCUGUACACUUGCUCGUUUUUGUGUUGGACCUACCCAACCAUAUUUACAGCGUACAGUGUAAGCAGCUCCACUGAAUGUCAGCAUGUGAGGUGCAUUAAGAUUCAAGAUACGGCCCCUUUAACUUUGACCUAACCAUUAAGGCAACAACAUUCUGACUGUACUUCUGCAUUUUUGUAUGCCAGCCACCACAUGGAAGUAUUGACCACCACAGACACAAAGAAUAUAAAAGUGGAUCAAGCGAGAGACCAGUCCAUCUUUCAAACUUCGACCAAACUCCAAAUGACCAUCUUUUCAGCAGUGAUAGAGAGCUGGUUGAUGGCUUGCUCCUGUAGUUGACUGCAGGGUUGACACUCACCAUGUUGCCAUGCGCCCAUGUGACGGAGGGGGAGGAGGGCAGGGGAUCCACACACAGAAAAAAGGAGCUGGGCACAAGGAUAUGAGAAGAGAUGGAAACAGGAGCGUGAGCGAACACAGUGAAGUUGCAGAAGCUGGCUGGAAAUUAAGGUGAAAUCCGCAGCACCAUAAACGCAGUGUUUGGAUCAAUGCAACAAUGAAUGUGACGGAAGUUUUCAAGGGAUUUGCUAACAUCUCCAAUAAUGGAAAUUUCUCUGGCAAUGGAAGUAUGGGGCUCUCUGACAUCUCCCCC
This is a messenger RNA of Epinephelus fuscoguttatus (brown-marbled grouper), 3239 nucleotides long. RefSeq names its product sodium/bile acid cotransporter-like. The record is from RefSeq and is a predicted model, not a curated record. Gene Ontology annotation, biological process: bile acid and bile salt transport. Gene Ontology annotation, cellular component: membrane. The transcript is spliced from 8 exons. The coding region runs from base 193 to 1218 and encodes 341 amino acids. Lineage: Eukaryota; Metazoa; Chordata; Actinopteri; Perciformes; Serranidae. Gene Ontology annotation, molecular function: bile acid:sodium symporter activity.